This is a messenger RNA of Jaculus jaculus (lesser Egyptian jerboa), 3905 nucleotides long. It is a transcript of the gene Phactr4, whose product is annotated as phosphatase and actin regulator 4. The record is from RefSeq and is a predicted model, not a curated record. Gene Ontology annotation, molecular function: actin binding. Gene Ontology annotation, biological process: actin cytoskeleton organization; neural crest cell migration. NCBI's taxonomy places the organism in Eukaryota, Metazoa, Chordata, Mammalia, Rodentia, Dipodidae. The transcript is spliced from 13 exons. The coding region runs from base 145 to 2265 and encodes 706 amino acids.
UAGCUGAUCUCGUGCCAUUUCCUGGCGUUUGGCAGUGACAGAGAGAGAAUUGUCGGUCACUUCCAUAUGUGGAUUUAUCUUUAAGAGAAGUUUGCUGUUGUUCGGAACAGUUUGUUGUCGUGAGAUACUUCUAAGACAAUAAUCAUGGGGCAAGCUGAUGUCUCCAGACCGGUAAAUCCAGAUGCAGUUGAAGAAACAGACCAGCCAUCUAGAGACCCAGGCAUGGUGAUGGAGAGUGUUGAAGCAGGGGACACAACCCCACCCAUCAAAAGAAAAAGCAAGUUUUCAGGCUUUGGCAAGAUCUUCAAGCCCUGGAAAUGGAGGAAAAAAAAAAGUAGUGAUAAAUUUAAAGAGACAUCAGAAGUUUUAGAGCGAAAAAUAUCUAUGCGAAAACCAAGAGAAGAACUGGUUAAAAGAGGGGUUCUGUUGGAAGACCCUGAGCAGGGUGCUGAGGAUCCAGGAAAGUCAAGCCAUGCCACAUUAAAGAAUGGCCACACCAUCCCCAUAGGGAGUACAAGAUCUUCUAGUCCAGUCCCUGAAGAAGAGGAGGCAGGAAGAAUACCAAAUCUUAGAAUUCCCGUUCCAGAAGAGGACCCAAAGAAGCGACUAGGCUCAACUGGAAGCCAGCAGAAUUCUGAAGCAGAGUCUGCUCCUGAGAAUGCACCCAAACAGCCUCUGCUUCCCCCUAAAAGACCCUUGUCCUCUUCUUACGAAGCAAGUGAAGGGCAAGCAAAGGAUGUCAGUUAUGGCAGCACAGCAAGGUCCACCUCCUCCACCACCACAGCAUCUGCUGCCACCACAGUUGCCACAGACCUGGGAAAGACUGUGAACGCCUUUGUGAGCCCUUCCCCAGCACCCAGGACUCUGCCUGCUGCUCCUGCCAUCACUAACAGUACUGCUCUCCCAAGUCUUACUCACACAGUACCUGCCAAGCAGCCUCCCAUCCCUCCCCCGAAACCAUCUCAAAGAAACAGCAACCCUGUUAUCGCUGAACUGUCCCAGGCAAUAAACAGUGGCACAUUAUUGUCAAAACCAUCCCCACCCUUACCACCUAAGAGAAGCAUUCCUUCAACAUUGGCACCUGCCUCUGAAUCUGCUGCUUUUGUCACCACAAAAACACCAACUGAUUCAAGAGAGAAGAAAGAGUGCUCUGAACCCCUGCUGAUAAUCCCACCCUCUUCCCCAUUCCUGCCACUGCCUACUUACAUACCUCCCCAGCCCCCAAGAUCCCCUCCAUUCCCUGCUAAGACUUUUCAAAUUGUGCCAGAAGUGGAAUUUUCACCUUCUUUAGAUCUAUCCCAAGAGGUUCCCCUGCAGGAAGAUCAGAAGAAGGAAGGCUCCAAGAAAUUACUGGACCAAGGCUUUGGAGAACCUCAUAUACCUUCUAGGCUGCCCCUACUUCCAUUGCAUAUCCGAAUCCAACAGGCCCUAACCAGUCCCCUUCCUGUGACUCCUCCCUUAGAAGGCUCUCAUAGAGCUCAUUCAUUGCUCUUUGAGAACAAUGACAGCUUCUCUGAAGACAGCAACACCCUGGGUCGGACUAGAUCACUUCCCAUCACUAUUGAAAUGCUGAAAGUUCCAGAUGAUGAAGAAGAUGAGCAAACCUGCCCACUGGCAUUUGAUGAAGAUGUGACAUCUACCUCAGUUACUCCUAAACUACCACAGUGUUUGCAAGAGGAAGAGGAAGAGAAGGAGAGUGACUCUGAUUCAGAGGGUCCCAUUUACUAUCGAGAUGAAGAGGAAGAAGAUGAAAGCCAUCAAAGUGCUCUGGCCAACAAAGUCAAGAGGAAAGACACCCUGGCAAUGAAACUGAACCACAGACCUAGUGAACCAGAGUUGAAUUUGAAUUCUUGGCCUCGUAAAAGCAAGGAGGAGUGGAAUGAAAUACGGCACCAGAUUGGGAACACACUGAUCCGGCGACUGAGUCAAAGACCAACACCAGAAGAACUAGAACAACGAAAUAUACUACAACCUAAAAAUGAAGCUGAUCGCCAGGCUGAGAAACGAGAGAUUAAACGUCGGCUCACCAGAAAGCUCAGUCAAAGGCCAACUGUGGCUGAACUACUUGCCAGGAAGAUUCUGAGGUUUAAUGAAUAUGUGGAGGUAACAGAUGCUCAAGAUUAUGACCGCCGUGCAGAUAAACCUUGGACCAAACUGACACCUGCUGACAAGGCUGCCAUAAGAAAAGAAUUAAAUGAAUUUAAAAGCUCAGAGAUGGAGGUUCAUGAGGACAGCAAACAUUUUACACGUUACCACCGUCCAUGAUGCUGAAGUUUAAGAAGAGACUAAAUGACUACCCCCCAAAAUGGGCUGUUUUGCUGCUUGUCUCCAAAGUGACUUAUGGAGGGAACUUUAGCACUUCCCAGCACAGCCAGAGUUGCUCUGGGAUCUGGUUCUGGGGUGAACAGCACUUCCAUGAAUGUAGCCUUUCACUGGAACAGAUUUUCAUGUGCUGCCCAUAGGGCAAGAAUGAAUGCUCUGGCAAUGCUUUUGAACUUUUUAACAUUGCAGCAUAUUGGAGGGGUUUUCCCUAACCAGCCACCAAAGUUCUGAGCCUCUCGGAGGUUCUGAGUUUUACUGGCUGCACCUCACCCUUGCCCAAGAUGCCUGCCUGUGCUGUGGCACAGUUUGCACCGCUGCCUUACCCGCCUGCCCUGCUUGUGAGACCUCUUUAGUGUGUAGGCACUAAAGUCCAGCUGUCAGACCCAGUUAGUGGUGGAAAAACCUGCUGGACGCCCCAGCCUUCUAGCCACAGGAGCCACAGGAGGUGUUUGGAACACACUGACAUGUCAGUUGAAAGCAUUGCACUAUACCUCUUAUAUCACAGCAAUAUAGUCCUCCCUGGGUAUGCAGGCCUCAGAGGAGGCUCAGGAGCUGACACGUCCCUCCUCUUUGGCACUUAUCAUCCUGAUCCUCUUUUUUUUUUUUUUUGAGACAGAGUCUCACACUAGCUCAGGCUGACCUUUAAUUCACCAUGUAUCCCAGAAUGGCCACAAACACACCAGUCCUCCCGCUUCAGCCUUCUGAGUGCUGGGAUUACAGUCAUGAACCACUAUGCCCAGUUUCAUCCAUUUUUUGAAUGGCCUUACAUAAUAGUAGCUUACAGAUAUAAAUUACAUGGCCUGAGCUGCAACCAGAAUCCAAAAUCCAACUUGGUCUGAUAAAAAAGCCAUGCAUACUUCCUAUAUAGAAGACCAAGGGAAGGGCCUUAAUAUCAAUGCCAGCUUGGCAGAGAACUGACUCAUGGAUUAAAUUUUAUAGGCUGUUCUAUUUUUGCUCUACCACAUGAUACUGUAAAUCAUUUCCACCAAUAGAUGCAUCCUCUUUAGUAAAGCAGGGUUGUGCCACUCUGUGGGAGCAGUUGUGUGCUUUUAGCCCCACACUUUCAGCCAGAAUCCCCGUGCCUCAGGGGAUGCAGGGUGCUGGAUAAGAAUGGUCUUUAGAGUAGCAUGAGGAAGAGACCUGACCAUGGCCCACUAUCCCUCACGUUGUCUCUCUAUCUCUUUCUCUCUGCCAUUUGCCCUGUCCUGCUGCACAUUCCCUCUUCACUCCAUUGCUGUCCUGCACACCCUCUCUGGCAGCCUCUUCCUUGCUUGUCUUUCCUUUUCUACACUGUAGCCAAAGCAGUUGGUGCCUGAGUCUUUACUCAGCUCCCACCCUACUUUAUAUUUGUAAUAUAUCUUAGUAUGAUUUCUUAAAACUAAAGACUUGGUUACUUACCUUAAAUUUCUAUGAAAGUCAUACAGCCUACAUCACUGUUAAGUAGCUUCUCUUCAACUGUGUUGUUCUGUUUUUGUUUUUGGUGGUUUUUGUUGUUGUUGGUUCAUUGGUUGGCUUUUUGUUUGUUUUAUUCAAGGUAAGGUCUCUCUGUAGCCCAGGCUGGCCUCGAACUCUCAGCCAUCCAC